Molecule: messenger RNA, 1035 nt
Organism: Cloeon dipterum
Lineage: Eukaryota; Metazoa; Arthropoda; Insecta; Ephemeroptera; Baetidae
Product: histidine-rich glycoprotein-like
Exons: 2
Coding region: 57-911 (284 amino acids)
Source: RefSeq, a predicted model, not a curated record
UAAGACUGAGUGGCGUCGUCUGCACCACACAAGAGACCAGCAGGACACAAGCCGAGAUGGGUGCUCCUACGUGGUGCUUGGUCGCGGUGCUCGGCCUUCUUCAGGCAACCGGAUUCGCUAGGGAGAUCUUCAGCGUCGGUGGAUGGCCGGCAUCGGAAACAGCAAUCUCGGCAUCAACAGACCAGUUUGUGGAUGGCUCGCGCGUAGUUGACGUGUGGUCGUUCGCCGGCGACGACCUGGUGCCGGCGGCCUCGGGCCACUCGUCAAAGAAGGGCGGCGGCGGGGAACACCACUCGUCGCACUUCUCGAAGGGUGGCAAGAAGGGCGGCAAGGGCCACAAAUCUGACCACGGGUGGCACAAGGGCGAGAAGGGACACCACGACAAGGAGGGCAAGGAGGGCCACUUCUCCGAGGACGGCGGGCACAAGAAGGGCCACCACGAGGAGGGCGGCCACUACGGUGAGCACCACAAGGGUAGCAAGGGCCACAAAGGGCACAAGUUCGGCGACGAGGAUAGCUACAAGAAGGGACACAGCACGCACGGCUCGCACGACAUCCACAAGCUGGACGAGCACAAGAAGGAAAAGAAGUUCUUCGACGAGCACUACGAUGAGGGACACCACGAGAAGAAGGGCUCGCAUCACGAGCACCACUCUGACAAGAAGGGCGGCCACGAGAAGGGCGGACACCACAAGGGCGGCCACCACGAGGACAAGUACGGCAAGAAGGGCCACUGGGGCAAGGGACACCACGACAGCAGCCACAAGGGCUGGAAGGGCGAACACGGCGACAGCAGCCACCACGACCACGAGGACCACUGGGGCAAGAAGGGCGGCGACGAGGGCCACGAGGAGCACGGCCACGAGUCCAAGAAGGGAGGUGGCGGCGGAGGCGGUGGCGGCCACCACUAAUCCCCCAAACUCUCAACCUCAUCCCACUUGUUGCGAUUAUCAAACCACACGCCUGUUACCAUUGUUGAUGUUUUCUGUUGUUUUGCUGUAUGAAUGUAGUGCGAGUAAAUUAUUUAGACAAUAA